Macadamia integrifolia is the source of this 1193-nucleotide messenger RNA. Its product is annotated as RING-H2 finger protein ATL46-like. The transcript is spliced from 3 exons. Bases 155 to 886 code for a protein of 243 amino acids. The record is from RefSeq and is a predicted model, not a curated record. NCBI's taxonomy places the organism in Eukaryota, Viridiplantae, Streptophyta, Magnoliopsida, Proteales, Proteaceae.
AUCACUAAAAGCAAAAAAGAUAGGUCUAUCUUCACCGAAAUAUAUAUGGAACAAAUAAGGGUACAAAAGGGUAAAAAUUUCUCCCUCCUCUAUCCCUUGCAAUCCAAGUUGCAGGGGGUUAACAUUUCUGGGGUUUGCCAGGGGGAGAAACAUCAUGAGCUCCGGGAGUAGGCAAGCCCAGAAUGGUGGUUCCAACCCGACAAACUCACCAGUGCCACGAAUAACCUCCUUCCAACCUGCUGAUGCAGGUGCUCGGACAACAGAUCCAUGGCAGUUAUUCGAGGAAAGAGUGAGAUGGGGACCCUAUGGCUUAAGAGGUUUCCCUGGGCAGUCUCUUUCUCCACUACUUCUCCUGGAUGGUGAAAUAUCAGGGGUUAACCAUCUACCAAGGCAGUUCGUCCGAGAAUUUCCUCCAAGGAGAAGAGGUCAAUGGAAUGUUUAUCCAGAGGAAGAACCUAACCUGACCCAAGAGCAGCAAAGGAAGGCCUUAAAGGAAUUGAAGAAGCAUGUAUACAACCCUGCCAGGAACAUACCAAGGAGAUGGAGUUUCUACAACAGAGAAAAUCCCAGUAAUAGCACCCAUUUGAAGGAAGAAGGGAGAGAUGAUGAUGGUAAGGGAUGUCCAAUUUGCUUAGAAGACUUUGUUCCCAAUGAGGAGGUACUAAUGACUCCAUGCAACCAUAUGUUCCACGAUGUGUGCAUCCGCCCAUGGGUAAAGAGCCAUGGUAAGUGCCCAGUAUGUAGGUUCACACUUUGCGACAUGGGCAGGAGAGCUUCAUCCCCAAACGAUCCCAUCAGGCUUAGGAAUGAUAUCAUGCCAGGAGAACUUCUCUCUCUUGUCAGGGCAGUGGAAGAGACCUUUGAGUGGUUGACUGUCCCUCGCUAAUAUAUAAUGAAAUCAAAGGGAGGAAGCCCUUAAUCAGAAUUGUUGGUGCUGUUUGUUACUAACAAGUAUACUGUCUUCAAAUUUGAGACAAAUUUCUCUUAUGCUUAAACUGAAAGAUCAUAAUACUAUAUAUGUUAUGGAUUUACUCUUAAAAGAGCCAUACAAGUUUGAGGUUUGAAGGAGCAUCCAAUAGAGUUUUUUCUCCGAACGAAAACUGGGUUACAUAGAUACUCUUAUAAGGCUGUCAAUUGAUCCAAAGAGAUCCCAAGGUUCCAAGCUAAUGGACAAUGAUUUAGCUCCCUCUGCA